CAUUAUUAUAAGUCGAUUGUGUUGUCAGCCUCACACUUAUGUUAAAAAUCCAGUCAUUUCGAUUCUCCCUCUUAUUCAUUUGUUUACUUCGUUGAUAAAUAGUAAAUAAGGUGUAAACGAUGUGAAAUAAGAUGCAAGAGGCAAACUCGAUGUAUUUCCAUGCUAAAGCCUCGUCCAAACCAUUGUUGAGUUCUACGUCUAGAGUCUAGGUCCAAGAUAACUGUGAGAAACAAUUAUCUGCGUACUCUCUUGGAUUGAUUUCCAUCACUUCCAUCAUUGUCCACGAAUGAUGGAAGACAAAAUACAAAUCCGAAACUAUUUACAGACAGUCUGGAUAAGACUUAAUAUUUUGAAAGAUGUCUUCCUAAUAAUUGCAUACGUAUUAGUAUUGAGAAAUCCUCGAAUCUUUGAGAAUGACUGUACACUGACACGCUUUGCAUUCGAUCACAUUCGACCGAUUGCGAUAUAUAUGUUUCACUAUUAUUGUUAUCAUCAAAAUACAACGAUAAUACGAUAAGACUAUAGUUUAACUAUAACUGGUAUGCAUUUGUAAUACCAGAAAUCGUUCGUCGAGCGUAACAUGUUCGUGUAGUUCAAUGCCGGUGGCACGGCAGAAUUUUAUGUUAGUUAGGAUAACAACGGGUUGAUAUUCGUCCCGUCUUCGGCUAUCUUAGUAUUUUCGUUUAAGUAGAAGAAAUUUUACACCUGAAAUAUGUUGAUAAACCAAGAUUCACAGUGGACCGGUGCUACGGCAUCUGAGAUUCAGAUGUUUCCAGAUUUCGAAGCUGCAGAUGAUUUAUUUCAAACUCUAAGCUCUGAAUUGGGUAUUCCUCUUUUCUUAGAAAAUGAUAUACCCUCAAAGAUGAGCGACAGUAUGGAUGAUCAAAUAAUAAAUGAUACAUCUAUGGGAGAAUUAUCAAUUAUGAUUAUAGAUAUAGACGUUGACGAUGAUGUAAAGAUGGACAUUAAACUAGAACCUGUGAGUCCUUAUGUACAGUUACCUUUAUCUCCUGCUUUAAGUCAGUGUGAAUCUAAUAAAUUAGAUUCUCAAGUUGAAAUAAACUCUACAACUUCUUUGUCUGAUUUUAAGACGACUCUGGAGACGCCACCCAUCUCUCCACCCCAAAAUGUUUCUCCACCUAUAUCUCCAGAACCUGUUACAAAUGGAGUUGUUAGGAAAGAAGUUAAAAUUGUACCUCUUAAAUCUCAAGAUGUUAAUCAAUUCAUUCUCUCUAAGGAAAAUUGCGCUAAGCGCGUCCGAGUAGAAUCGAAAAAUAAUGUCCAACUGCUCACUGAUGAACAAUCUCAAAACGGUAUAUUCUUAAGCGCGCAAAAAUGUGUCGCGCUUGAUCAAAAUGUUAAGAAGAAUUAUACAUCGUAUCCUGUUAUGGCUCGCUUAGUUCCGACCAGUGCGAGCAACAAAGUUCAAACAUCGAUACAGUUACCGUCUGUACAAAUCAAAACAGAAACUAAUACGAUUCAACUUCCUCAGAAGAAUUAUGUAAAAAUAAUAGAUAACACUUCAAAUGUGUACACGUCAGGAAGCGACCAAAGAGUAAACAUAAUUGAUACACCUUUGGUUCUUAAAAAUAAACCAGUCGAAUGUACCUCCGUGGUUGUAAGGAAUGAUUCACCUAAGUGUAGACCGAUAGUGAUUAGGACAGACAAUUCAAAUUUUACUCCUAUUGUAAUAAAGAAUGAGACUCCAGACAUUAAUUUCGCUGGACGACAGGAAUGUGAGAUGAAAGCAUUAAAAAGGCAGCAGAGGAUGAUUAAAAACAGAGAAUCGGCUUGUCUGUCGCGAAAGAAGAAGAAAGAAUACGUAUCUUCAUUAGAAAAGCAGAUUCACGAUUUACAGCAGGAAAACAAGCAAUUAAAGAUGGAGAAUCUAAACUUGAAACAGAAACUUGUAUCUUUAAAAGAUACAAGUACCAAUAAUAAAUUCAAGAGUACAACUUUAAAUGCAAACAAAAGGAACGUUGCAAUCCUUUUGGGAAUGGUCUUUAUGGUAUCGUUGAACGUCAAUAGCUUCACAGAUAUACUUUCGCAAAGUAGUCGACUGAAUACGUUAUCCACCGAUAUCCCGAUUAAGACACCCAGUACCAGACAUGGUAGAACGCUACUUUGGGCAUCCGGAGACCAGACUCAAGAGGAGGAUGAAGAUUUUCGUAAAAAUAUAUCAAUGCCACAGCCUAUGUGUCCAAUGCACAUUAACCAAAGCGAAUCGAUUCGUUUAGAUUAUGAGUUGAGGCGAUGGAUCGGAGGUAAAUCCGAUGAAGACAAUUGGUCUACAUUGAAAAAAGCAAAAGCAGAUUCGAGAUCCACGAGAGAAUCUGUGCUGUCGCCACGUGUACAUGUACUACAAGCGAAGGCUAAGCAAAAGCGGAAAUUAUCAGAGAAGAUCAUAUCGGAACCGUCUAAGAAAACGGCAGGCCCAUCAAUAUCGAAUGCGGUAGAACUCUUCUCACCAAUUAUAAAAGAACACGCUUCCUUGUUCGAGGCUUUAGGCAGGAGGGACGAUACUUUUUAUGUGGUUUGGUUUAGUGGAGAGCAUUUGCUUUUGCCAGCUUCGAGCAAGAACAGUACGGGUAGACCGAGGAUGUCGUUGGUGCUUCCAGCUCUUCCUAUGAAUGAAACAUUUUCAACACCAACAAAUCACAUAACUAUGAUGCAAAUUGAUUGCGAGGUAACUAACACGCAAUUACUACAUCUGCAGCAAUCUAUUAUUCCUAAUCAUUUGAAAAAUAGCACCGAUAAUCAUGCGCGUCGUCCCGACGAUCUGUCCGACGAUCUGUCCGACGCACUAAUAGCGAAUAUGACAAAAAAUUAUAGGCCGUAUUUUAUCAAAGAAGCUAACGCUAAAGUGUAUGACAAAAAAGGCAUAAAGAACGCACACACCGAGAAAAGUGAUAGCUAUAACAAGACAACCGGUUACAUGUUGAGGCAGAAAUUUAUCUCAGAAUUUGACUUGGAUGACGUGAAAAGUGAAAUGUUGAAAGAUUCCUGGAAGGAAGGAUCUCGGGUGAAGUCUACAGCUUCACAGAAAAAACAGAAUUGAAUAAUAAUUACGCAUGAUCAGGAUCACAGAACACUUGCCCGGUUUCUAUAUACAUUUAUACAUGUUUGGCAAAUUAUUAAUCGUUUAAAGUACUAGAAUACAUUUGUACAUGUGUAGUUGUUGAAGACAAAUUUAAUAUUGUGCAAUCUGUAUUCGUUUUUUGAAAAAGAUAUUUUUCGUUUUUAGAUAAUUAUUGAAACGUUUGGGUUUCGUAUUAGAAUAAGUAGUUUUGAUUAUAACGCGAAACCUGAAAAGUUGGUCUCACUGUAAGUAUUGAUAAUAAUAUUAGACAUAAUGCAUUAAACAUACGCCCACCUUCAAGCGUGCAAAUCUAUAGGUGGCAUUUAUGUAAGUCUUCUCUUCAUAAACACAAGGAAAAUCAUACAUAUAUAUAUAUAUAAUAUAUUUAUACACUUUAAAUGUUUUCAAGGAUUGAUUGAUCACAUGUGAUAAUGUACGUUAUUUAUAUUUGGAUAUUAUAAAACAUUUGUACAUAUUAUUUAAUGAUAUUCUAUAAGCGAGUCGUAGCGCACUGUUUGAAUUUUCUGUGAAAAUUUGGUACUCUAACUUAGUAUGUAUAAAAAUAUAACAUACAUGCACAUAUGCAAUCCUUUACUUAGUUUAAAAAACAAUUUUAUAUAAAUGUAGUACGACCUUGAAUUUUUUUCACGUACAUACUUACAAUUUGAAAAUAAAGAACAGUUUUAAUAUCCGCUACAGAA
Ceratina calcarata is the source of this 3780-nucleotide messenger RNA. RefSeq names its product bZIP_ATF6 domain-containing protein ATf6 (gene Atf6). Gene Ontology annotation, cellular component: nucleus. NCBI's taxonomy places the organism in Eukaryota, Metazoa, Arthropoda, Insecta, Hymenoptera, Apidae. The record is from RefSeq and is a predicted model, not a curated record. The coding region runs from base 713 to 3058 and encodes 781 amino acids. The transcript has 8 exons. Gene Ontology annotation, biological process: regulation of transcription by RNA polymerase II; endoplasmic reticulum unfolded protein response. Gene Ontology annotation, molecular function: DNA-binding transcription factor activity, RNA polymerase II-specific; RNA polymerase II cis-regulatory region sequence-specific DNA binding.